CACCUGGCUUAACGGGUUUGCCUUACAUAGGUGAAACCUUCCAGCUUUACUGUCAAAACGCAAAUGUGUUCUUUGCCUCAAAACAGAAGGGGCAUGGGCCUCUAUUCGAGACCCACAUAGUGGACUCUCCUUUUGUGAUGAUUUCAAGAUCCACUUAUCCUCCCAGCGCAUACCCUCCCCCUUUUGGAGGAUACCCUCCACCUCCUGGAGGAUACCCCCCAUCUCCUCAAGAUUAUCCACCUCACGGGUAUGCGCCACCGCAAGGCUACCCACCAUCAGGCUAUCGUCCCGGCGCAUACCCUUCCUCUCCUGGAGGAUACCCCCCAACUCCUCAAGGUUAUCCACCUCACGGAUAUGCACCACCUCAAGGCUACCCACCAGCGGGCUACCGUCCUGGCGCAUACCCACCUGCUGGUUACCCGGGCGCAUCACAAUCAGCAUCAUCUUCACCAUCCUCGUCCUCAUCCCCUGGGUUCCUCGCAAAACCCAGGAACCUGAACUGGGUUCCACGCGAGGAACCCAGAUCUGGGCUCCCUGCGAGGAACCCAAAACUUGGUUCCUCGCGUAGGAACCCGAACUGGGUUCCCCACGAGGAACCCAUUGAGAAGAGGAUGGUGAAGAUGGAGGACGGUGAAGAUGAUGCCGAGGAUGAGGGGGGAAAGAAAAAAAAAAUGCCAUUUAUUGUGAUAAUGGCUGAUGCUGUUAACUGCGAAAACUUGCAAGCUGAUGAUUUAGGGCAUGGUGGUGUUGAAGCGAUGAAUGCUGGGGGUGCUGCCGCCGCUGCAGCUGCUUGUUGGGCUCAGCAUUUCGCGCAUGGUGGUUUGCACCCUAUGGGAAGUUCAAGUUCAAGUUCAAGCAUGGUGGGAGGUUCAGACAUGGUGGGAAGCUCAAGCAUGGUGGGAAAUUCAAGCAUGGAAAAUUUAAGCGAGGAAAGCAUGGAAUAUUUGGCGAGAAAUUCAAGUAGUGGAAGUGAAAUGCUUUCUGAUUCAUGAAGUUUCAAGAAUCUCAGAUUGUGGUUUCUAUCAUUAAUAAUCCAGAUAUCUGGUUCCCUCUUCUAUGCUUCUUGCCAUUGAGGCACAUCACCUGUUGCUGAAAUGGCCGUUUGUAAACGCACUUCAAUAUAUAUGUCUUUUGAUG
This is a messenger RNA of Rubroshorea leprosula, 1137 nucleotides long. NCBI's taxonomy places the organism in Eukaryota, Viridiplantae, Streptophyta, Magnoliopsida, Malvales, Dipterocarpaceae. The record is from the annotation of a GenBank genome assembly.